Camponotus floridanus (Florida carpenter ant) is the source of this 820-nucleotide messenger RNA. RefSeq lists its product as uncharacterized. The transcript has 6 exons. Gene Ontology annotation, molecular function: odorant binding. The coding region runs from base 118 to 597 and encodes 159 amino acids. NCBI's taxonomy places the organism in Eukaryota, Metazoa, Arthropoda, Insecta, Hymenoptera, Formicidae. The record is from RefSeq and is a predicted model, not a curated record.
AUCAUGUAUAGCUUAUAAAUACCAAAUAUCGAGAUAUCGAGACGGCAGUUUAUUGUUGAACGAAUUGGCAUUACAAAGUGUAUCACUCAGAACCGUGUAGAAAAUAAUUACGACAUUAUGAAGCAAAUAAUAUUCGUUGUCUUUCUAUUUAUUGCCAUUACAAUGGGACUCAGCGAUGAUGUUGUAGAGAGAAUGGCACAAUCGUUCUCAUUGCCAAAUAUAGACGUACAAAUUUGCAUAAAUAAAACAGUUGUAAAAAUCGAGGAUUUAAUGAAAAUGGAUGAAUUAGUAGAGAAUAGUAUUCAGGAAUCAUCAACAGAUAUCGAUAAAUCUUCUUCAGUCUUAAAAAUUGGCUGUUUAUUGGCUUGUUUGUUUCAGAAAAAAGAAAUGAUGUCAGGCGCAUACAUCAAUCAAAUAAAACUUAAGGAAUUCUUGAAUACCAAAAUGCCACGUACAGAUUACGAGACGAUUACUAAACGCGAUCAAAUAUUGGAGACGUGUAUUGAUCGAGUUAAAAGCAAAACUGACGAAUGCGAAGUGAUGCUUAAAUUCACUCUGUGCGUAAUAUUGGAAGCGAAAGAUUAUGUGGGUCUUUAAAAAUAAGUUAUAGCGAGUUUAUCUUCGAACUACAAAGUCAAGGCAACACGAUAAUUAUUCUAAUCGAGGGUAAAAAGGAGGAGUUAUGUAAAGCAUUAGAUGCAAAUGUUUGCAAAUACUGCGCGAUCGUUGGUCUCUGCUGGCUUACGGGAAUAGUUAUGAGAAUACAAAUGAAAUUAUAAAACCAAUGUAGAUUGUUUAUUUUACUGUACACAUAAAGUAA